CGGAAGUGACGCAACUGGGGGGGAAAAAAGGGGAACAACAGACGUCUUCUUUAUGUAGUCACACACUUGUUUUGUAGUCCAAACUCUCGGCGGAGGCUCUUCUCCGUUAUUCCGGAGGCUUCUCCGUUCGCCGUGGGUUCGUCCGUCCGGUCGGCGGCUGGUUCUGUUCGGUCACGGUUCUGCUGGAGCUUCGGGAUGUCGGUUCUGAGCAGCAAGGCGCUCCAGGAGCAGCUGUCCGUCAUCCUGGGGGCGCUGACCAAGGCGGCGCUGGUGGAGAUCUGCGAGCUGGUGGAGGAGGGCUACUCGGUGCUGCAGCUGGAGAUCAGCCGCAGCCACCAGGAGAACCAGGACCUGCGCAAGAAGCUGCACCUCAUCGAGUCCAUCGUGGUCCGGGGCGGCGGCGGCGGCGACUGCGGGCAGAGCCGAGCGGCGGCCCCGGAGGGCGGAACCGGGGCGACGGGGGCCGCCGUCCGGCCGGAAACACCGCGGGAUAGAGAGCGUGGGGAAGCCGCUGCUGGAGCCGACGGAGGAGCCGCCGAGGUGGAGGUGGAGGAGGUUCCAGACGUGGUGCUGAUUAAAGAUGAAGACUCGGACGGUUUCGACAUCAUAGAGGACGGAGAAAGGAAGCAACAUGACGGAGGAGCGGCCGCCAUCGGCGAAGGAGUUCCCUCCACCCCCGUCAUCCGGAGGAGGCGGCGCCGCAGUCGGGUCUACGAAGACACCGAGACGGCGUCCUCUGAGCACCUGGCGCUGAAAACAGCCAAACCGGGCGCAGGCUCCCAGCAGAGCGGGUCCGUCUACGGUCUGGACGACCCGAGCUGCUCGGCUCAGCUCCUGGAGGACGUCCAGAUGAAAGCGGCGGACUCGGUGUGUUCCUACCCGGGUCAGAUGGACCCGGACGUCCACCUGGUCCAGGAGUGCUCCCUGGUUCCCCCGGGCCCCGGCAGGCAGGUGUUCUUCAGCAGCAGCGCUCUGAUGGAGCCGCCGUCGACCAGGGCCGACCUGGACCUGAACCUGGACCCGCCGUGGACCAAGCAGCCCAAAGCCUCCAUCAGCUUCGCCCAGUUCUGCGAGAACGAGAACAUGGACGGCGACGCCUUCGGGCUGAAGAUGGUCGGCGUCUCCGGCUCGGCGGACAGCAGGGGCUCCGCCUUCGAGUACGAGAGCGGCGGCGGCGGCGCGCUGGGCUUCGGCCUGUACGGCGAGCCGCCGGGCCAGUCGCAGCUCUCCGCCGGGGACUCGGACGACGACCCGCAGAGGAAGCGCUUCGUCUGCUCCAUCUGCAACAAGACGUACGCCACGGCGCAGAACCUGGAGGUGCACACGCGCAUCCACACAGGGGAAAGGCCCUUCGCCUGCGACCAGUGCGGCAAGAAGUUCACCCAGUCGGCGCACCUGAGGUCGCACCUGAACGUGCACACGGGCGAGCGUCCGUACAGCUGCUCGCUCUGCUACCGGAGCUUCAUCGUCAAGUACAGCCUCAAGCUGCACAUGAAGAAGUGCCACCCCAACAACUGAGCCCCGACGGCUCCCUCCACAAAUCACGGCAGCACUUUUACUGCUUCUCAGCACACGAUUAGACGGUUGAUUUGCUUUCUGCAUGUUUUUCCGCAAAAGUCAGACUGUUAAACAUGCGGAUUUCAGGCUUCGUGAAGCUCUGUAGCAGUUUUAUGAAUAAUUUAAAACCUGUCACAGAUUGAACCAUUUGAUCCAGAUGGAAAUGGACAGACUUAGAGCUGUAACACUUGAAAAACGGUGAAAAAACUACUGAUGGCUUUUAAAUUCUUGAACCUAGCCGAGGUGUAAAGGAGCAAUAAGUAAUACUGACACCUAGUGUUGCAAAUCGGAACAACAACAACAACACACGCAUAAGGCCUGCCAUAAAAAUAUCCAUUUCCUCAGCGGUCUGUUGCUGCUGUGAAAGUUUACUUCCAGGACAGGUCUAUGAUGUUUGAAUUUUAAUUUUAAAUUAGAUUUUCAUUAUAAUGAAAUUAAAUUAUGAAAGAUGUUUUAAAAAAAGACUUUAAAAAUAUAUUUAUUUAUAUCACUACUGUGUUAAAUAUAUUUAAAUAUUUAACACAGUAGUGAGUAAACUUUUUGCCACGAGGGCUACAACUGUCAAGGUAAACGUACUCAAGGGCCAAAAAAACUUUUAUUAAUGGAAAAAGCAAGAAAUCUAAAUUCACUAUAUUUUUAAAUGAAACAAAACAAAGUACUUUGACUUCUGGAAAAGACGGACGUGUGACUUGUUAUAAGACUCAGACAUAAAAGGAAUCCUGCAUGUUUUUCCCCCCUAAAAAAUGACAAAAUAAACAAAAUGCAAUAAGUAAUACUGACACCUAGUGUUGCAAAUCGGAACAACAACAACACACGCAUAAGGCCUGCCAUAAAAAUAUCCAUUUCCUCAGCGUCUGUUGCAGCUGUGAAAGUUUACUUCCAGGACAGGUCUAUGAUGUUUGAAUUUUAAUUUUAAAUUAGAUUUUCAUUAUAAUGAAAUUAAAUUAUGAAAGAUGUUUUAAAAAAAGACUUUAAAAAUAUAUUUAUUUAUAUCACUACUGUGUUAAAUAUAUUUAAAUAUUUAACACAGUAGUGAGUAAACUUUUUGCCACGAGGGCUACAACUGUCAAGGUAAACGUACUCAAGGGCCAAAAAAACUUUUAUUAAUGGAAAAAGCAAGAAAUCUAAAUUCACUAUAUUUUUAAAUGAAACAAAACAAAGUACUUUGACUUCUGGAAAAGACGGACGUGUGACUUGUUAUAAGACUCAGACAUAAAAGGAAUCCUGCAUGUUUUUCCCCCCUAAAAAAUGACAAAAUAAACAAAAUGCAAUAAGUAAUACUGACACCUAGUGUUGCAAAUCGGAACAACAACAACACACGCAUAAGGCCUGCCAUAAAAAUAUCCAUUUCCUCAGCGUCUGUUGCAGCUGUGAAAGUUUACUUCCAGGACAGGUCUAUGAUGUUUGAAUUUUAAUUUUAAAUUAGAUUUUCAUUAUAAUGAAAUUAAAUUAUGAAA
Messenger RNA from Fundulus heteroclitus (mummichog), 3014 nucleotides. RefSeq names its product putative zinc finger and SCAN domain-containing protein 5D. Gene Ontology annotation, cellular component: nucleus. The transcript is spliced from 3 exons. The record is from RefSeq and is a predicted model, not a curated record. Bases 196 to 1518 code for a protein of 440 amino acids. NCBI's taxonomy places the organism in Eukaryota, Metazoa, Chordata, Actinopteri, Cyprinodontiformes, Fundulidae.